Daphnia pulex (common water flea) is the source of this 1884-nucleotide messenger RNA. RefSeq lists its product as uncharacterized. Bases 1167 to 1658 code for a protein of 163 amino acids. The record is from RefSeq and is a predicted model, not a curated record. NCBI's taxonomy places the organism in Eukaryota, Metazoa, Arthropoda, Branchiopoda, Diplostraca, Daphniidae. The transcript is spliced from 5 exons.
UUGGAGAAUUUCGGAGCUGACAUAUAUAAGUGUGAAACGAUCAAAUCCUUCUGAGUCGAUGAGGUGGAAAACCAAGUCAUUCCAAUCCCGGAAUUCCGGGAGUAUUCACGUUGAUGGCUUCGGAAAGAGCCAACUCACCAAGAAGAUGGGAGGAGUGAUCCUUGUCAUGGUGACGAGAAGGGGCGGAGUUCAAGUUUCGUGGAUGAUCGACGCGAAAAUCAGCAGCGGCUCUGUAAGGAUUGCUGAACCUGUGGUGAACCCAGCAAUCCAGCACAGCCAUUGCAGUGCAACGGAAUAGAAAGGAAAGACAGUAUAGAAUAACAGGCGUCGUUAUUCUAUAUGCAGAACCAGACACGAUCGACUUCCUUCGCUGACUUCCUCCGGUGAGUCACACCAGAAUUAUCUUUACCUAAUACUCACUUACACACAUCAACUCUCUUUCAGUUGAGGUUUUCGUUUGUUACUACCAGCCAUCAAAUUGAGUGGUUGCUUGAAUGAAUUAGCGUUCCUGAAAGCAAAACAACUGCGGUUAUUAUAAGUUCGAGCGGGCUACACUUUGUCAGAUUGAAGACUUGUUAGAUUAAAGACUAGAUACCAGCGCAAAUGUUUAGUUUUUCUUUUUCGCUUUAUUUCCCGGCCGGAAUUAAAAUUUCCAGAUGCAUUCGAAUUCUCAGAGUUUUCUCGCUCUUGAGUUCCUGAUAUACUAGUAUAAAAAGUAUGUCUAUUUAUCUAAUUACCUUUGAUGUUCCUAAAGAGUUUUCUUUUCUUUUUUUAUUCUUGCUCUAUUUAGAUGCAAUAAGACAUAAUGACACAAGUAGUUGGGAAACGCCCAACCAAAAUACUUUGAAUCUUAGUUUAUUACCCCACAUUGAAAAAUGGUUAUCAAAGUGAGUUUAGCAGGACGUUUGAAACUAUUUCCAAAAGGGCGCAAAAGGGAGAGAGAUCGGUUUCAUUUCCAUCUAUUGUUAUGCAAACAAGUGGGCUAAGUUUCAAAAAAUUCCCCCCUCCCUUCUUUUGAAUUGUUGCCUUGGGUUUCAGAUGUCGACCGAAUGAGUCUAGUGACUCCAGUCUUGUCGCUGUAAGCAGAGAGUUCGCUAGGAAGUGUAGUAGCGUCUGUAUUAUCUUUAACUAGUUAACGUCCAGUUUUAAAUCGUUUUUGCUUCAACAUGUCCUGCAAAUUAAAUCAAUGCUGUUGCGGCUGCUCACUUCGCACCGGAGCCAUAGCAAUUAGCGUCUUCUCGUUGAUUUCUUCAGUCGUAUCAAUCAUUCGGAUUGUACUUAACUUCUCCGCGCUCAAAGGAAUUUCGUCGAAUGACGCCAAAAUGUUGUAUGGUGUUAUUGUCGGCGAGUUGGUAGGUGCGAUGGUCUUAAUGUUUACGAUCUUUCUUGUUCUGCUCGCCGCAGUGAAGAAUCGAAUGCCCAACCUAAUGUUGCCUUGGCUUGUUGUGCAAAUUGUAUCUAUUAUUGCUAUGUUUUUGUACUUGAUAAUAUUGGCAAUAGCAGGUGCUAAUAUCGGAGUAGUGGAGAUAUUAAUCGCCUGCGUUGGGGGAGCGCUGGGGUUUUACUUCUGGCUGGUGGUGUUCAGUUACUAUCAAGAACUGAAGGCUAAUGCGACGACGGAACAGUUACCAGACGAAAAAGCCACGGGACAGUUAUAACAUUGUUAAAGUUACUUUUCAUUCAGUGCCAAAUUGAGUAUGCAGGUGUUGAUCCUGUUAAGAUUACGACGAUUACGUAUAUAUGCAUACGUUCUUUAAAUGCGACAGUGUUGUGCUUUUGGUAGUCUGAUUUUUCUUUCUUUUUCCCCCGAACGGGAUUGGGUUAUAUCGUUGUGUAUUCAUUUCGACUGGUUUGUUUCUCAAUAGAACUUUUGUUUCAGCCUCA